Parnassius mnemosyne (clouded apollo) is the source of this 1317-nucleotide messenger RNA. NCBI's taxonomy places the organism in Eukaryota, Metazoa, Arthropoda, Insecta, Lepidoptera, Papilionidae. The record is from the annotation of a GenBank genome assembly.
AUGUUUAGUCCACAUAAGAACUCGUAUCUACAGUUGGUCUGUGCGGUGAACCCUCGUGUAAUCAACAAGGCUGUCGAUCAAGCGAUGCAAGUGAAGCAGUUUGAUCCUCACACAGAAUUACCAGCAGCUCAACGGCUAGAGUCCAUGCAGCCUUCAUUGUACGCACCGCACGUAGACAUUUCUCGUGCACGUUUGGGUUUCGGUCGCAUAGGCUUGAGACAAAUUGUGAGAGAUCUCCAUUCGCCCGACCAACUUAUUCAGCUGCAAGCUCUGCAUAGCGUACUUGACCAGGUACAAAUAUCAGAAAAUGCGAUGCAUCUCAUCGACCUGCACGUCGUCUUCCGUCUCACCGACUUGAUGAUGGAACGCAACCCAAUCAUAAAAGAGAAAGUAUGCAUCAUUCUGUCUCAUUUAGCCAACUAUCACCAAGGCAGAAGACACAUUAUGUCCCGUCCCAAAAUAAUUAGUAACUUGAUGGAACUAAUAAUAACAGAGUGUAAAGAGAUUCGUUACGCCGCGGCUUACACGCUCAAAACACUCUCUCGACAUUUAUGUUGCUGCGAAGUCAUAAUAUCCGAGGAGCAAAUUGUAGAAAAUCUCUUAAUGAUAAUAAAGAACGACCAUUUUGGAAUAGUCCUGCUUAUUGUGCACACUUUGACAAAUUUAACCCAGUGGGACCCAGUACCUGCGUUGAAAGCAAACGCGUUUCAAGUUAUGCUGGCAUUAUUUGAUAACAAGGACCAUCGAAUACUUUCCGCUGCAAUGGAAUGCAUGUCACAGUUAUGCGGUCACGAUGUAGGUAGGGAGCUGGCCGACAUUCAUGACGUGACCUUCAUUUUAAAACGUUUCCUGAUGUCAGAGUCAAUCGAAGUCAAAAUAAGCGCAGUCGGACUUAUGCAAUACACUACGUUGACAACUCGAUCUAAAUGGAGGGCGAAGGAAAUCUGUCCCGAAUUAACGAAGUCCCUUGUUUGGUUAUGUCAAUACGCGAAAAGUCCUGUGUUGCAAUUGAGAUCGAUUCAAGUGCUGAUCAACUUGUGCGACUGUCCCGACAUAAGGCACCAUAUGAAAGCUCACUGGGAGAAGGAAGUAAAGAGUAUUGUAAUCUGUUCCGCGAGACAGUGGGACGGUUGUGAAACUAGUUAUAGUAACGAAAUUGGGUUCAAUUUGAAAACAAUGUGUGUGGAGGACGUUCGCACUGUUAAAAGUGAUUUUGGAGAAACUGCCAAUGUCGUUAAUUUGUACAGUUAUUUAAAAAGAGUCUGUGACGCAAAGGAUCAGCUGAUCCGCGCCAUAAAUUGGAAGCCAUACGAUUAG